AUGUUAAAAUCAGAAACACAACUGCCUGCAAUCAUAGAAUCAGACAAUACGACAAAUAUAGAAGUCAUAUCAUUAGAUCAAAAAUCUUCUAUAGCAUUCUGCAAAAUAUGUUAUUCUGGAGGAAGUUGUGAACAAUUAAUACACCCUUGUUUUUGCAAAGGAUCGGUUGGUAAUGUACACCUAACAUGUUUAGAGAGAUGGAUCAAUGAAUGUGGUGUUGAUCGGUGUGAGUUAUGUCUCUUUCAGUUUACAUCUGACCAAACACGUCGAUACACAGUUUGGCAAUCAUUGAUGAUUUGGACGAGGAACCCCGUUCAUAGAAGCUUACUAAUAUCGGAUUCUAUAGUAAUGGUUGUUCUAACAAUUGUGAUGGCUUGUCUAAUUACAUCGGUAGUAAUGGGCAUGACUGUGUUUAGUACUUCAAAAACUGACAGGUAA
Rhopalosiphum padi (bird cherry-oat aphid) is the source of this 438-nucleotide messenger RNA. RefSeq names its product E3 ubiquitin-protein ligase MARCHF2-like. The record is from RefSeq and is a predicted model, not a curated record. Bases 1 to 438 code for a protein of 145 amino acids. Gene Ontology annotation, biological process: protein ubiquitination. Gene Ontology annotation, molecular function: ubiquitin-protein transferase activity; zinc ion binding. NCBI's taxonomy places the organism in Eukaryota, Metazoa, Arthropoda, Insecta, Hemiptera, Aphididae. The transcript is spliced from 2 exons.